Messenger RNA from Microplitis demolitor, 2152 nucleotides. It is a transcript of the gene Cdc45, whose product is annotated as cell division control protein 45 homolog. Gene Ontology annotation, biological process: DNA replication initiation; mitotic DNA replication preinitiation complex assembly; double-strand break repair via break-induced replication. Lineage: Eukaryota; Metazoa; Arthropoda; Insecta; Hymenoptera; Braconidae. The transcript is spliced from 5 exons. The record is from RefSeq and is a predicted model, not a curated record. Gene Ontology annotation, molecular function: chromatin binding; single-stranded DNA binding; DNA replication origin binding. Gene Ontology annotation, cellular component: DNA replication preinitiation complex. Bases 159 to 1850 code for a protein of 563 amino acids.
CCGUUAGCGUAUAACCGAAAAGUGAAAAGCCAAGUAACGAAAACGAAAAGGAGAAAGACAUACAUGGAAUAUGUACAUCGUUCUGAUUGUUUAAACGGCAUUUAUUAAACAAACUCUGUAUGAGUUAAAUAAUUUUAAAUGACGUAAAUAAAGGCAUAAUGUUUGUGGAAGAUCUUAAAAAUGAUUUCUACAGCAUAGUACAAGGAAAGAGAUGUUUGUUGCUUGUUAAUUUUGACAUUGAUGCUAUUUGUGCUUGCAAAAUUCUACAACAAUUAUUUAAAAAUGACAACAUCGUGUACACUCUUGCACCAGUACAAGGACUCCAAGACCUGAUUAAAGCUUACGAAGAUAAUGCUCAAGAGAUUAAAUAUGUCGUUAUGAUUAAUUGUGGCGGUACAAUUGAUAUAGUUGAGAUAUUAGAGCCACCAGAAGAUAUAACAUUUUUUAUAAUUGACAGUCAUCGGCCUUAUGAUUUGUGUAAUGUCUAUUCAGAGGGACAGAUACGUAUUCUUGGUAAACCAAAUGAUGAUGAAGAGAUUCCUGAAUAUGAUGAAAUAUUUCGUGAAGAUUCGUCUGAUGAAGAGGAAGAGGAAGAAAAUUCCGGUGAUGAAAUGGAGUCACGUCAGUCAAAGCGUCGUCGUUUGAACGAAGAAGAUCUUCUGAAACGUCGUGCACGUCGUGAGUGGGAAGAAAAACGUGACACUGUUUUAUUCAAUUACAUGCAGUAUAGCUAUUACAGUAAGUCUAGUGCAGUAAUACUAUUUGAAAUGGCAUGGAAGAUGUCUAAAGACAGUCUGAAUAUGGUUUGGUGGGCUAUUGUUGGUUCUUCCGAGCAAUCUAUUCUUAAUAAAAUAGAAUCAAGUGAGAGUGUAUUAGAAAUUGGGCGAUUGCAAGGUCACGUUUCGCGAUUAAGCCAUCGUCAGGGUGUUGAUGCUGAACAGCAGCAGCACAGCGCAGCCAAAGUAACCUAUGACAAAGAUAUACAAUUGGCACUUUAUCGUCACUGGACUGUAGAGGCAAGUUUGAGGCACUCGAUGACAACUGCAGUGUCUCUACGUCUUUGGUCAAUACGCGGAGAUCAGCGUCUACGUGGACUGCUUGCUGAAAUGGGAUUACCUUUAGAUCAAUCUAAACAACGAUUCACGGCGAUGGAUUUAAAUCUGCGGUUGGAAUUUCGACAAAUGGUUGAACGUCUGGCAUCAAAGUACAACGUAGACAGCAUUGUUGGUGCUAGUUUUACCUUACAGUCUGGCUACACAUUUAAAUAUUGCGCAUCAGAUAUUGUGUACGCGAUGUUGGCGUUACUGGAGUCAUCGACGAAAGAUCGUUCACCCCAGCACUGUUUUCUCGACGCACUUGAUUGUUUAUCGUUAAAAAAAAAGCAUAUACUCCAACGGGGUAUCGAGAAGGCCAAAUUGAUGCUGAGUAAUAUAUUUAAAACAGCUCAAGGUAUAUUAGAAAUGAAACAAGUAAUGAAUGCUGGCUCAUUCCUGUACGUAACUAUACCGGAGGGCACACUCGAUAGUAGAUUAUUUGCUCAUCCACAUCCACUGCUUAUGCUUGCCCAGUUUACAUUAAAAGCGUACGUGGAAACAUCUAAAAGACAUACACGGGUUUUGCCGCUUCUUGCUUCAGCAACUUUUAAUGCUGACGAGGGUACUUGUAUUUUAGUUGGUGUGCCGCCUGUUUGUGAGGAUCAACCACGAAGUUUGUUCGGCAAGGCUUUUGAACAGGCGGCUAAAAACACUAAUGCUCAUGUUGAAUCGGAUUAUUUUGAUACAACAAUAUUAAGACUGAAAAUCGAAGAACGUCCCAAGUUCUUUGACGCACUGGCUGCUCUUCUCACCUAACUACUACAUCAAAUCAAUUAUAAAUGUAUUUUUAAUAAUAUUAUAUUUAAUUUAUCGCAUAGCAUUAUUUAAAACAAUCAACAAACUUAAAAAUUUACGUAGCUUUUAAUAUUUUCGACCAACAAUUAAUAAAAUUAAUAAAUUAGCUAACGGUAAUUUUUUUAAGAAUGUAAAUAAUUAACUUUUCAUAUUUUUAAUAACUCGACGAAUAUUGUAUGAAGCUCUAAUUCUAUCAUUUUUAUUUUAUUAAUCUGUAAAACAAAUAGUAAUAAUAAUAUUAAUUUAAAUAAAAUCAAACAAAA